Molecule: messenger RNA, 1826 nt
Organism: Drosophila busckii
Lineage: Eukaryota; Metazoa; Arthropoda; Insecta; Diptera; Drosophilidae
Gene: Cyp4d20
Product: probable cytochrome P450 4d20
Exons: 5
Coding region: 112-1635 (507 amino acids)
Molecular function (GO): monooxygenase activity; oxidoreductase activity, acting on paired donors, with incorporation or reduction of molecular oxygen; heme binding
Source: RefSeq, a predicted model, not a curated record
CGCUGUGGCGACAACAACGCAAAAAGUGAAACUUAAACUAAAAAUUAAUUGUGCUGAAUUUAAUCGCUCAAGCUAAGCUCAGAAGCAAAUAGGGGGGUGUUGAGAGUCGACAUGUUGCUGACCUUGUUUGUGGGCGCGCUAGCAUUGCUGCUGGCCUGGGACUUUGGACGCAAGAGACACAGCUAUGCGACUCUUUCCAAGUCGGGUAUCACAGGUCCCUUGUCGAUACCAGUGCUUGGCUGCGGUCUUCAGGCCAUGCAAAUAGGCGCUGAAAACCUAAUCGACUAUGUGGGCAACUGCUUUGAGAAGUACGGCAAGACCUUUCGCAUGUGGAUUUUAAGUGAAUCGCUCGUUUAUACCACAGAGCUAAGCCACUUUGUGUCCAUACUUAGUAGCACAACAUUGUUGGAAAAAGGUCAACUUUAUGAGUUCUUGCGUCCCUUUCUCAACGAUGGGCUGCUGCUAAGCGUGGGUAGAAAGUGGCACACGAGACGCAAGGUCUUCACCAAUGCUUUCCACUUCAAGGUGCUGGAGCAUUACGUUGGCAUUAUGGACAAGCACAGUGGUAUUUUGGCAGAAAAACUAGGCAACUUUGCCGAUGGUCAGCAAGUGAUUGAUACUCUUAAAUAUGUGUCUCUAGCAGCGCUGGAUAUCAUAACAGAGACGGCAAUGGGAGUGCAGGUAAAUGCACAAAGCGAUCCUGAAUUCCCGUAUAUAAAGGCCUUAAAAAGCGUUGUUUACAUUCAGCCUGACCGCAUGCUCAAGUUCUCACAGCGUUACGAGUGGCUUUUUAAGCUGACGGCACCGUUGUUGCACCGCAAGCUGGUUAGCGAUAUACGAAUCAUGCAUGACUUCACCGAGAAGGUCAUCCGCGAGCGACGCGCCACUCUGGACCGCGCCAUAGCAGAGGGCAGCUACCAUCCGCUGAGUCUGGGUGAUACCGACAUUGGCAGCAAGUCGCAAAUGGCGCUGCUGGACAUUCUGCUACAGGCUUCCAUACAGGGCGUUCCGCUGAGCGAUGCCGACAUACGUGAGGAGGUGGACACUUUUAUGUUUGAGGGUGAUGAUACCACCAGCAGCGGCGUCUCUCACGCGCUCUACAGCAUUGCCAGGCAUCCAGAGGUGCAAGCAAAGGUCUACGAGGAACUAUUGCAGGUACUGGGAAAAAAUCGUGAGGCUCCAGUUACCCAAGCACAUCUGCAACAACUUAAAUACCUAGAUUGCGUAAUCAAAGAAACUAUGCGUCUGUAUCCACCGGUGCCCGCUGUGGGCAGAUACACGCGCAUGGAUCUCAAGUUGGGCAACCAAGUUAUUCCCGCCAACACUAGUAUAUAUUUGGUGUUGUACUUUGCUCAUCGCGAUCCUGAAUAUUUUCCUGAUCCGCUCAGCUUCAAGCCGGAGCGCUUUUUAGACGACACACAGGAUCGACAGACAUUCACAUAUUUGCCUUUUAGUGCUGGUCCAAAAAACUGCAUUGGUCAGAAGUUUGCCAUGUUGGAGAUGAAGGCGUUGAUCAGCAAAGUACUCAGAUACUACGAGCUGUUGCCACGCGGACCUGAGGUUAGGCCCAUGAUGAACUUUAUUCUUCGAUCAACAACUGGCAUGCAUAUAGCCUUAAUACCCAGGAAGAUUUAGUCAUUAAAAUCAAAGUUAAUUUAGAUUAUGAAGGGGUUGAGCGCUGUUUUCUGAGGGAUCUCGUACACUUGCAUUGGGUUAUAUAAAUAUAAAUAUGGAUUAAUUUGUUAUUCAAACAAUGAGUGCAUUUUAUUCAGAGCCAUGUGUACAUCUAAUUGUCUGAGUCAGACUAACAACAAUAUUUGCAAAGA